Messenger RNA from Tetranychus urticae (two-spotted spider mite), 2618 nucleotides. Its product is annotated as cytochrome P450 2J4-like. The record is from RefSeq and is a predicted model, not a curated record. Gene Ontology annotation, molecular function: heme binding; iron ion binding; oxidoreductase activity, acting on paired donors, with incorporation or reduction of molecular oxygen, reduced flavin or flavoprotein as one donor, and incorporation of one atom of oxygen. Gene Ontology annotation, cellular component: cytoplasm; intracellular membrane-bounded organelle. Gene Ontology annotation, biological process: xenobiotic metabolic process. Lineage: Eukaryota; Metazoa; Arthropoda; Arachnida; Trombidiformes; Tetranychidae.
AGGUUUUUGAAUACAAACACAAUGAGGAAGGCCAAAACUGCCUAACAAGUUUAUACGUUAAUUUGAAUAGAAACUUGUUUUUAAACAUUUGCCAUAUUCUAGGCCAUAAACAUUGAAAGUAGAAUCAUAAAUGAAGUUCUAGUUUACAUGAAUCACCAAAUUGGAAUCGGAUGGUCUUAUUGAUCUACAAUAAAUAAAUUAGAGUCAAAUGAUCUUUUCAUUUUGAAGCUAAAAUUUGCUCAAUUCCCAAUGAAUUUAGUCACUCAAUGGCAAUGCUAGCAUUCACUAUUUCAACUCACGAGGAAAAGUGCCUCACUGGUGCGAUUUGAUUUAGUGAAUUAUUUGAUUAAUUCAUACAAGGAGAAAAUGUGAAAUUAUUUUAGGAUCUGCAAAUUUUUGCUUUAGUUUUUAUUCAAAGGACUAUGGAUGAAAGCUUUGACUUUUAGGGACUUUGUGGGCUUGUUGGAGCAUAAAAACUGAGUCCAUUAGUGCUAGAAAUUUCUCUGAUUGACCGUUUUAAAGAAAAUCGAGGUCAAAGUUAAAACUUGUAUCGCCUUUCGUUCAAUAAUGGGAGAAAGAUUUUUUCAUGAAACUCAUUAUUCUGCAGUUACAAUCACGAUUAUCUCAUCAUUUUGAUUUCACUAUUGGACUUCGAUAUUUCAAGAGAUAAUUGCGAUCAAUUUUAACCCAUUAACAGUCAUUCAUAUUUUACAUAUUUUUUUCAUAAUUCUAGUACGAAGCACCAAGAAUCUUAAAGAUUAUCAAAUCAUUGAUAAGAGUUCAUAAUUUGAGUGCAUAGUACUAAGACAGUUAUCAAAAUAUAUAAAUAGCCACUGUUAUUUAUUAUAUUAUAUUUCGUGUUCAUAUGCAGAUGAACCAGUUUAAUAUUAAACCGUAAAACGAGUGAACUGAUUUCAUUAAUUAAGUGAACUGACUAAUUACGAAAAUGUUGCUUCUUGAUUACUUUAGUGAACCAUCGCCUGUCAUUUACUUGUUCUUGAGUCUGUCUACUAUUUGGAUCAUCAAAUAUCUUUACCAAUCUGUGAAACGCUUAUAUUCAUUACCACCAGGACCAUUUGGAAUUCCAAUAUUUGGUUAUUACCCGUUCUUGAAACAUCACAGUUACAUACAAUUCGAUCAACUAUCCAAAAAGUAUGGACCAGUCUUCAGUCUAAAGUUGGGUCAAUUUGAUACUUUUGUUGUCUGUGAUUGGGAUAACCUUAAAGACGCCUUCGCAAAUGAUGCUUUAUUGGCUCGUCCAGUUAAAGGUUUCAUAUCAGGAAUAGAGAACACGCUUUCAGUUAUUUCAAUGUCGGGUGAAGCUUGGCGUGAACACAGACGGUUAUCAUUACAUGUUUUGCGCAAUGUUGGUUUGGGUAAACGAGAAAUGGAAACUUUGAUCUCGGAGGAAAUUCAUCAAUUUUUGUCUUCACUUGAAACUAAUGUAAUUGACUUGCCUGAACGUCUAAUGCCAAGUGUUUCUAAUAACAUUUCAGCUCUUUUAUUUGGUCACAUAUUUGAUUAUAAUGAUCCAGAAAAAGUAACAACUGAUCAAAUUGUCGCGAGACUCUGUAACAUUUUCCAAUUCACUGGAUUAACGAGCUACUUACCAUGGUUAACUAAACCUCUAAUUUUUUUGGGUAAAGCUAAUCUUAAAAUUAUACAAAAAGCUCAAAUGCAUUUAAACGAAUUCAUCUCGAAAGAGGUUUUGAAACAUAAAAAUAAAGUGGAUUCGACAGAAGUUGAAGACUAUAUUGAUGGAUACUUAAAUGUCCAGUCCAAAAGGAAAGAUGAAAUAUUCAAUGAUAAUGUAUUAAGAAGAAAUGUUAUCACUUUCUUUGUUGCUGGUUCAGAAACAGUCACUAGUACUCUAACUUGGACCAUUAUGUAUCUCGUCCAGUAUCCUCAAUAUCAAGAGAAGAUUCGAUCAGAAAUAAAAGAAGCUAUUGGAACUGAAAAGAGACCAGAUUUCUCGGAUCGUCAAAAGAUGCCUUUUACUCUAGCUUUUCUUUAUGAAGUCCAACGUAUUGAAUCCAUCGUCGCUACAAAUCUUAUACGAAGAGCUUCUCAAGACACAAAGAUUGGUUCCUUUAAUGUUCCAAAAGAUAGUCUGGUUCUGUUCAAUUUCUGGUCCGUCCAUCAUGAUCCAAAACUUUGGCCUAAUCCUGAUAAAUUUGAUCCAAAUCGAUUUCUUGCUGAUAAUGGUACCAAAGUAAUAAAGCCUCCAUAUUUAGUCCCAUUUAGUGCUGGUAAAAGAGCUUGUCCAGGUGAAGGCUUAGCUAAUGUGGAGCUAUUUUUGUACACAGUUGGUAUACUUCAACGAUUCAAAAUCAAAUCAGGCAAACCAUUAUCAUUUGAAGCAAUCAAUGGUCUCACUCGACGUCCAAAAUACAAGCCAGAUUUAAUCUUCGAAAAAAUUUCCUUUUAAUUUUAUAAACCAAAGUUAAUCAUUCAGACUCCCCUAUCAUGUUUGAAAGUACUAACAAGUACUUUUUGAAUAAAUGAAUUACUCAGCUCUAGCCUGGAUUUUCAGUUUUAUUAAAUGAUUAUCUGAAUUAUCACAACUAAUCUGAUCCGUUAGCAUGAAAAAUACAAAUGAGCCAGCAUAAUUUACAGUU